Molecule: messenger RNA, 4740 nt
Organism: Mizuhopecten yessoensis (Yesso scallop)
Lineage: Eukaryota; Metazoa; Mollusca; Bivalvia; Pectinida; Pectinidae
Exons: 3
Coding region: 190-4107 (1305 amino acids)
Biological process (GO): cell surface receptor signaling pathway; G protein-coupled receptor signaling pathway
Cellular component (GO): membrane
Molecular function (GO): G protein-coupled receptor activity
Source: RefSeq, a predicted model, not a curated record
AAAGGAGCAAAGAAAUGCUGGAAACAGUUUGGAUUUUCCCGCAUCCUCUGUCUUAGCCAGUGUAGGAGGCGUGUAGUGUAUUACUAAGUUGCAGACGACAGUAAGGCAGAGUUGUGUCCUAUGCUCCUCGCCAACACAGUCUUACUUACUCACGGAUAAAAUAGAAUUGCGAGCUAUCUAAAGAUCAAGAUGGCGUGUAAAGAAAUACAGAUUGUACUUUACAUUUUAAUAGCAGGUAAUAUCAUCCUCCCUUCGCAAACGUUUCCGAAUGAAACAGGUCAGUUACCUCUCCACAUUCGGGAAUCUUCUUCAAGACUGAUUUACAAUCUGACACAUUUAAUAUAUGAAUAUUAUUUAGUGUGUGGUCCUCAAUAUAUCUGUGACAAACAACAUUACAGCUUCAUUACUGAAUUCGAAAGUAACAUUAAAACAGACAUAUGUCCCGAAUGUCAAUGCGACAAACACUGUAUUAUACGUAGAGAUUGCUGUCCGGAUGUUAUGUUUUCAAUGCCUGAAGACGAAUGUGUAACUACCUCGCUCACUCACGACAGCUUCAACAGGAAGUCAAAUCACUACGUCGUUGUAGAAUGCCACGACAAUUCUUCAAAAGAACUCAAAGAAAAGUGUACAAUGAACUACACGGAUAUUGAGUCAUUACAGUUUCCGCCCGUCACAUCAGCGAAAUAUACUUUUUCGUUCCGUAAUAAGUUUUGUGCUGAAUGCAAUGGAAUUUACAAUUACACAGAGUGGAAAAUUGAUGUGUCGUGCUUCGAUUUUGUUGAUUUGAAUUUCUUGUCGUCUUAUGACGCUUUAUUCAAUACCGCUAAGUCUAAGGACUGCCAAUUGGAGUACAAAACAGACCCACGUGACAUGCAUAAAUGUCAUGGGACAUUCUUGCGCCCUACUGGUUUAUUUGAACCUUUGGAACGAUGGUGCAAUGUUACAGGCACAUGGGCAUACUAUGAUCGUGAUAUCGAAUCAGCAUGUUCGAAUAACUACAAACUUAGUUAUAAAAACCACCGAAAUAUAUUUUGCUUUAUUUGUAAUCCCCCUGACUAUUUUGUCGAAGAUGAGUUAAUAGAUACGUGUAAUGAGUCCGGAAUAUGGUCUCCAUACGAUGUGUCCAUAGAAAGAGGAUGUAACAGACUCGACUGGACUCCAAACACUCAGCCUUACAAGAACAUUUUCUGCUUUCUUUGUAACAGGAACAACACAAACCCUAAUCAAUAUUUUGAUGUGACUAGUUCCAUGGUAGAGGGGACAAGUAGAUAUUACACCUAUUAUGUUACUCUCUCGGGGUAUAAUCUGGACUUUUAUCACUCUGUCUUGGAAAAAUCGAAGACGAGAAUGUACUUGAGUCAAAUUCAUGAACCAAUGUCACUGCUUCAGAAAGCGUGGAAUACCACUAAACUUGUGUCCUAUCAUUAUGCCAUUGAUGGUGUAAGUUCUUACUGUGAGGAUAAGUACUCGGUCUAUGAGAAAAUGGAUUGUUCAUGUGAUAUGAAAACAUGUCUGUUUCGCGAAAGACCUCCCUUUUGUUGUUUCGAUAUAUUAUUGAAGGCCCCUACAGCUUGUUUCAAUGAUUUUCUGGUAGAGUCGUCUUUAGUGGAACAACAAGAAUCGAAACCAUAUGGAGCAGUGAACCAAUGCCGACAACAAGAAAUAGGUAGUUUUAUCGACGAAUCCCAAUUGCGAUGUGGAAUUUCCACGGAUGACAUAUUUGGUACCCUUCCGGUGACACAUGGAAAUUCAAUUUACAAGAAUUUUGAUUGUAUGUGGUGUCAUUUAAACUCGUUUGAGAUGGAACAAAAAGCCUACAUGCCUUGGCAUGUUCAGAUAGAAUGUGGAUCUGAAAUUAACGCACGCUUCCAUGUUAUGUUAAAUGAUUUGAUUAAGACUGCAAAAAGCAUGGACUGCGCUGUGCGUAUCUUUCCGAGGGACAGAAACAAGGAAAAUGUCCAAAUGAGUCAGACGUAUUGUGAAAGUAGUCCUGUACUCAUUGAAAAGUGUAAUGUGACUGGAGUAUGGAUGGAGUUGGACCCGGAUAUACAAUCAGCCUGUGAAAGUUGGGGUAAAUUUCUUCCUCCUUUCCGCCAUCGCUAUAAAAAUGUAUUCUGUUUUUUGUGUAAUAACCCUUCGUCAUUACCCAAAAACGAUUCCAUUAACAAGUGUUCGGUACCAAGCGAAGACCAAUAUUAUGGAGAAAGCAUCAUUGAGUUAUGCAACAAUUUACCUAUGGUUCCUGGAUUUCAACAAUACAAGAAUGUUUUCUGUUCACUCUGUUCUAACAUAAACAUGACAAUUAUGCCACCAUUUUUAUGGCGUCCUCGUUUAUCAAGCGCCUUUGAUUUUGAUCCUCCCAAACAGCCGAGAGUACAGCCAUCGUUACGAGAUAUGUUUUCGCCCAGAGUCCGUGGACCUCAAUUAGCCGUAGAAGCCGAAAUACAGAUUCUGACAUUUGCCAACGACGAGGAAAUAUACAACACUCUUAAUAAUAAGACACGUCGGCUGACGUGCUAUCCAGGCAAAGUGCUCACAAAUAAGACGUGUAAACCCUUGCUGAAAAGAACAAAUAACCUCCGAUAUACGGUGGCUGUUUCUUUGGAAGGGAACGUCACUUUAACAAUGUCAUCACAGAAUCUGCUGGAGAUGAUGAUGAGAAAUAUCAAAGAUAACAUAUCGCGAAACGUCGGACGUGUCUCUUUUGAUUCGUUUCAUAUAAUGGUGAAUAUGAAGUGUGAUCAUGUGAUUUCAAACGACACUGAGGGAUUGAAAUUUACGGUGCAUACAACAUUUCUCAUAUCAGAUGAUGUUGAUAGACUUUUUACAGAACAGACGUUACUUAACUUGACGAAUAAUAAUUACGUUUUUGAAAAUGUCGCUCUGCAAUCCUCUGUGACGUCUGAAGCAUUUAUGCUACCAACACUUGUGAAUGCAAUCAGUUUUAUGAACCAUUGUUACAGUAAAACAAUACGCGAAACUGCCUUCAGUCUUCACAAUAACUAUCAGACGUCACUGGUGUCUCCACUUUUACUCUGCCGUCAGGUGGAACUAGAGGAGGAUGAAUUUGAUGUGGAUGAAUCAACUUUAGAAAUGUCAGUGUCGAAAUCAACAAGGAAACUUUACCAAGAUCAAUUUUUGUUGAUAGAUAACAAAGUUCGAAUUUGUCUCAAUGAUUUUCGAAAUAUAUUUAACGGCUCUUUUGUGACUGGUUUUGGUGAGCCACCGUUGCAUGGUGCUCUUAAAAUCACAACGCUAGUUUGUAACGUCAUAUCCCUCGUAUGUCUCUUCUUAACAUUCAUAACUUACUGCGUAUUUCCUGCCAUGCGCUCAUUACCAGGAAUGAACAACAUGAGUUUGGUAUUUGCAAUGUUCUUUGCCCAACUGCUUUUCCAGUGUGGUUUUUAUAUAACAUCUGCACCUACAUUAUGCAUAGUGUUUGGUGUUUUAAUCCACAUAUUUUGGCUAUCUACAUUUGGUUGCAUGAACGUUUGUUCGUUUCAUAUGUAUAGUGUUUUCGCUGGUGAUAUGAUGGCAGGAAGACUAUCAGCAUGGAACUGGAAGAGGAGGAUUUCACUGUAUAUCUUAUAUUCGUAUGGAUUAUCGGCAGCCAUAGUUUUCAUCAAUAUCAUCGUUGUUUAUCUCACAUCUCAUGACAAUAACAUCGGUUACGGUGAAACACGAUGUUUUAUCAGUAAUAAUGUCUCGUUUUAUCUUACAUUUCUUGCGCCAGUGUUAAUCAUUUGCUUCAGUAACGUUUAUUUUUUCAUAAAAACAGCUAUACAAAUAAAGAAUUCACCAAAAGUGGAUAGCACCAAGGAAAGACGGAAUCAGUAUGUCAUCUACGUGAAACUAUUUUCUGUAACUGGAAUAACGUGGAUCUUACUGGUUGUCGAUACAUUGUUUCCUGUGUCGGUUUUUAGUUUCCUGGUGACAAUAGCCACCGCGUGUCAAGGAUUAUUUGUUUUAGCCAGUUUUGUUUUAAACAGGAGAGUUUUCAGUUAUUACACUGUCUUAGUCUUUGGCAAAAAGCAGAGAUAUACAACAUCUUCGAAUUCUCAGCCAGGAAACACUCAAUCAACUACUGCAAAUUCCAGUUCGCUAUGAUUUCGAAUUAAUGAUGAUUUGACAAUGAUUUGUGUUUGUAUGGAGUUGCUAUCAAUUACAAACAUGAGAAAAAUAUUAAUGUCUUGUGGAAUGUUGAGAUGUGUAUAUAUGUAGGUCAUUUAAGUGAUAUAUCACAAUCACAAAUAAAUGAUACCUAUUUUAAAUUGCAUCGAUCAAGCAUAGUAGUAAUAAUAUAAGUUAUAUUUUAAAGCGUUGUCAUUACUACAAUUAUUACUUUAUUGUUGGUUAUACACAUUUAUACAAUUACCAUGUUUCCAUCGUGUAAUCAAAUCAUAUAAGGCUAUCACUGUUCAAAGUAAAAAAGGGUUUUGAUAUAUUUUUGAUAAAGCAUAAUGUAGCAAUCAAAUCAAAUGAUCUGGAAAACAUAAACAACUUCCCGGAAACUGCAUAUGCUGGCAUUAAAAACAAUUGUGUAGAACACUACAGUCCUUAACUUUUGAAACAUUAAUAAUUUACGCGUAAGAAACAUUGACAUCAUCACAUUAACUUCAGAAAUUAUAUCUAACUAUCAACUUCUAUGUUGUAAGUUUUCAUUUCCUCCAGUUUUUCAAUACUUCCUUUGUCGACGAAUGUUUCUUUUCAGUUCACUUUCUUUUUCUUUUCAAUUUUUUC